Molecule: messenger RNA, 2652 nt
Organism: Lottia gigantea (owl limpet)
Lineage: Eukaryota; Metazoa; Mollusca; Gastropoda; Lottiidae
Exons: 13
Coding region: 11-1900 (629 amino acids)
Biological process (GO): cell-cell adhesion
Cellular component (GO): cell-cell junction
Molecular function (GO): cell adhesion molecule binding
Source: RefSeq, a predicted model, not a curated record
AUUAUAUAUAAUGGCGGACACAAUUAACAUCUUAGUAUAUUGUGUCUUUUUAUAUUUGACGAAUACCCUGAUACCCUACCAUGGGAUAAGGUUGAGUGGUAUACCAACUGUUAAUUAUGGAUUAAGACAGAGGUUUAAAUGCUCUCAAGGUGGUUUGAGGGGUAUAAGCGAUGCUACAUUCUAUCGUAAUGGAACAAAGUUUGCUGUGGUUAAAAGAAACCCUUGGUGCAAUUUGAAAUUAAUAAAUGAAGGCGAAGGUGAUUUCGGGAAAAGGUGUUCCUGGACAACACGAACUUUGUUCAUUAAAAAGGUAGAUGAUAGCUAUAACAAUACAGUUUGGAAAUGUGAAAGCAGAGGAGACACGUCUAACGAAUUCACUCUCAAAGUUAAAGAUUUAAAUCCCUGUUACUUCAAUGCUUCGAUAUCAGGAAAUGUUAGUAACGUAGUUGAAGGAGGCGACUUACGUCUUACUUGUCAUGCCAUUGCUGAUGGUGAUGAUGAUGAUGCUGGUAAUAAAGAUCUUAAUUACUCUUGGACUAUUUAUUAUAAUAAUGGUUCUGAUAUGAAGCCUAGAGUACAGACGCUUGAUAAAAUAGCUUCAAGAGGCGACACUGGCAUGUACAGUUGCCAAAUAAGGAAAAAAGACUGUAUGAGCGAGGCUCAAAUAGACAUCAAUGUUCAGUAUCGCCCAACAGUAUCAAUCCAUUCUGAAUCAAAUUCUACCAUCAACUUAACCUGUGUAGGUGACGGAUAUCCCGAUAAUUUUACAUUUUAUGGUUGGCAUCACUUUGUCAAUGGUCAACAAGUUAGAGUUUUAAAGGGCAACAAAACACGUGGUUCUUCAGUUUUAAUAUUGGACGGAGUUACUGCCCUUGAUAAUGGAAAAUAUGUUUGCUUAUUAAGCAAUGGUAUACCUCAAGAUGGCAAAUUGAAUUCCUCUGCUGAACAUGCGGUCAAAUUACCAGUGACACCAAUGGCCAUUGAGAACACGAUACAGGAAAUCGAAAUGAACACUGGAGAUAAUGUUAAUAUGACGUCAGAAUUUCUGACCGAGGACGUCCAAUCCGUUACGCUUAUAGAACCCGGCGACACACAGGACAAAUUAAGUGUUAUGGACGUUGUCCAAGUGGAGUACAGGGAGAUAGAAUGGUAUGGAACUACUGUAAAUGCAUCAGUUAGUGUGGUUCAAUAUUCGAUCCAAAAUGUUACGAACGAAGGACAGUAUUAUUUCAACGUGUGUAAUCUGCAUGAAUUAUGUGAUGUUUCUUUAGGCUACAAGAUAUUAUUCACUGUAAAAGAACCUUUUCCGGGAAUAAUUGACACAGAAGAACAAAAGAAAAGUCUUCCAAUUAUAAUCGGAUCCGUUGCCGCACUUAUAGUGCUCAUAGUCAUCGUCAUUAUUGCGAUUUGUGUAGUAGUCGUUCAUCGAAGAUCCUCCACGAAAAGUAUGGAUACAAUUGAUGAUUUGGUCCACAGGUGUUCGAAUCCAACGUAUGACGAUCGAGACGUCGAAAUCAUACCAAAUGAACUGUAUCAUUCUUCGGAUCAAAACGACAGCAACCUCCAGAUGACCAUAAUACCAAAAUUUGAUCUGUACCAUGCUUCAGACCCACAGGACAAUGAGAUGGAAAUAAUCCCAAAUGACCUGUAUGUUCCAUCAGAACCGACACAGGAUUCACAUGACAAAAAUAUGGAAAUAAUUCCAAAUGAGCUAUAUGUGAGUGCUGAUGCAGACAACCAAGGUGGAAACCAAGAUACUAAUGGUCUGAGAGAUGGAACAUCAGAUGAGAUGUACGUUGGUGGGGAGACUAUGCAAAGGAAUGAAGAAAUCCAAAAACAAUUCAAAUCCAACAAUGAAGACCACGAACAAGUAUAUAUGAAUGAUCCAAUGACUCACUAGGAAGACGUUCUGGCGUUUGUGCUUCAAGUCCUAAAGGUGCCCUCAUAUCCAAGCGAUUACCAGUUACGUUUGGUUGCGAAUAAUGAAAGUUACCAUGAGUACUCAACACAACUCAAGAGUUCGUAUGCAUGAGAAUUUCGUUAUUCUUAUUCGCAACCAUAUUUCAAUUGAUAGUCGCUAUGGUGUGAGGGCCUCUUUAAGAUUUAACCAAAAAAAUCACUUCAGUCCAGCAGGUGCCAAAUAAGCUUCUGCAGCGUACCAUUAUCAUGUGUGACCAUACGGAAAACAUUUGGAAGCUAAGUGAACCUUCAGUUUGCUUGCCUUACAGGACAGCUUAACGUGAUGCACGAGGCUUCUGUCCUCAAGAUGGUCCUUGGCCAAACCUCUUGAUCUUUCCAGAUCAUCCUUAUCCAUUUAGCAGCUGGGUCGACUUGGAUAAUGAGGACAGGUAAAAGGCUUUCACACACAGAAACAUUUAAACUGUUAUUAAUAUAUCAUUCUCUUCCAAGAUUACGAAAUCCAAUUUUUUAAAAUCCAUUUUUUAAUUUAUUCCGCUAUCCAUUUUUUAAUUUUAUUCGUGUUUUCAUUAAUCUUUACAUCAGUAUUUGUCAAUGCUAUUUAAUUAUUAGUCUUUUAAAAUUUUAUAUUUUUUUUAAUAUUCUUAUUAUAAUUUUGCCUCUUAUUAAUUUGAUAUCGUCUGUCUCAUUUUUUAAAAUUUAUUCUAAUUUUUUUAAUAAAAUUUUUUAAUACUC